Westerdykella ornata is the source of this 2942-nucleotide messenger RNA. RefSeq lists its product as uncharacterized. The transcript is spliced from 2 exons. The record is from RefSeq and is a predicted model, not a curated record. Lineage: Eukaryota; Fungi; Ascomycota; Dothideomycetes; Pleosporales; Sporormiaceae. Bases 192 to 2858 code for a protein of 888 amino acids.
GUCGAAUGCUGAACCAGGCACCCGCAUCUUCCGGUUCCUUAGAACACUAGACUCUGACACGACCAAGUCUGCGUGAACCACCACCUUUGGGCUCCCCUUUCAACGCUUGACCGUUUUUGAUUGCUGCCGGAAAACUUAAUCCACGGGCCUGAGCUGAGCGCGGCGCGAGAGCGCAGCCAGAGCGCACAGCCAUGGAGAGAGUUCCGCCUUCUCUACGGACGGCAUCUCCCACCACCGCUAGGAAGACCUCGGUCGAUCAGAUACCAUCGGCUCUUCGCGUCGGGUCUCCAAUUGUCGAGCAAGGGACAACCCCAAUGCAACAGCGACCAUCAUCCCUCAGACGACAGAAUACAUCAGGCUCCGAAAGGCUGGUUUCGCAGCUGUUCCCCUCCCGUCCGCCGUCAACCAUAUCCUCUGCCAGCCCGGACUGGCCGUCUUCGAGACGAACUUCGUACCCUUCCCCGCUUGUACCUGCCGCAGAUACCUCGUACCGACCACCACGUCCUCCCGCUCCCCCGUCAUUCCCAGAGGACACUUCCUAUGUCUCUAGUCCUGACCUUUUCGAUCAACACCAUGUUCCUCCUCUGUCACGAGAGAGUAGUACAAAACGUAUCCUCAACCGCUUCACUUCAUUCCGGUCCAGGGGUCGGGAAUACAAUAAGCUUAAGGAUGAAGAAGGUGUCCAGGCUAGGGGGCGGUUAGGGGAGGUCGAGGAGGUGGAUGAGCCGAUAGGAUGUGAUAUAAGUGGAUAUGAUAGCCUGCCGAUGCAAAAGUUCGAGCCGAUGAGGCCAAAGAACACCGCCGGUUUCGCUCAACAACAUGGAGACGUCAGCGAGGCUGGAUAUGCGGCCCAGUAUGCAGCAGAAUACCACAGGUUGGAAAGCCAGCUUGGAGCCGGCAUGAGCUCUAUCGUCGAAGUCCCCUUCACGUAUAAGCCAGAAGCUUCUCAACCAAUAGCAACCCACAGACGCGGACCAUCGUCUGGUGCAGCUGUCGACUUUGCAACGGGUAUUGCCGCUCAGAGGAAAGCGGAGAAAACCGGUGAUAUAGUCGCAGUUUCAGAGAUACCCGUCGACAUAUCCGAAACCUUUGGAGGCACUGAUAUAGAGACUCGCAGCGUGACGAGUACCAAUAAGAAUAGCGGCCCCGGUUCAAAGACCAGCUACUACUUUCCGCCGGAUCCUGACAUGCCCGCGUGGAGACCAUUCUCCAUGGGUUGGCCUUGGUUAUCCAUGCUUGUCAUCAUAGCGCUCUUUCUCGCCGGCCUCCAAGAGUAUCUAUGCCAGCUUUCCCUAAAGCGAUCCAGGGAGGAUCCCGAAGGAGGCCUGAUUAAAUUCAAGAAACCACAGGAGUUGUCCGUUGCGGAGUAUUUCACCUGGAAAUAUGCUCCCGUACUCUUCUUCGUCAUCUACGGUAUCAUGUGGCAAGUCACGGAUUUUGAAGUCAAACGGCUGGAACCCUUUUACCAGCUAUCAAAGCAGACGGGCGCGACGGCUGGAGAGUCGCUGAAUAUGGACUAUCUUACCUUCAUGUCCUGGCUCGUGCCACUUCGGGCUCUUCGUCAUAAGCAAUAUGCCGUUAUAUACGUGUCGCUCUCAACUCUGGUUGCUGGUAGUCUAGUACCAGUCUUGCAAUCGGCUUCAGUGAACGUCUAUCCCCCAAAGAAGGAGCGCAAAACAGACGACUGGAAGUCUAUCCGCAUUGAUCCUCCAUGGUCAAGGGCGGUUACGGCAUGCCUCAUCUUCGUCGCGAUUUGCGGUUGUGUGCUCAUCUACGAGAUGCGGCGCAAGAGCGGUCUCCUCUCAGAUCCCAAAGGAAUCGCCGGUGUCGCAGCAAUGGCUACAAGAAGUCACAUUCUGACAGAUUUCCAAGGCCUCGACACUGCGCCAUUGCACAAGAUUCAUAAGCAGCUCCGACAUCGACGGUACAUUCUUCACAAGAGUUCUUUAUGGCAGGGUGAAUAUAUUAGCAGCAAAGAGAAGAUCCGCGAGCACGGCACCGACCCUAGGCCAGUAAUGCUUCGGCUGCGAGCCGGCGUGCCGUACAUAUGCUUCAUCAUAUGCUUCUCGGUCUCAAUACCCAUCUUCAUCUUCGUCGAAGGCGCGAACAAAGUGACGGAAACGCUUCCUUGGUUACUUACCGCCUUGGCCAUCCUCAUCAAACUCUUGUGGGGAACAAUGAACUGCAACAUCCGUAUGCUCGAACCCUUCCACAUCCUCUCCCGCCGCUACGCGCCCGCCAGAACCCUGACCCUCGAUUACACCGGCACAAACCCCAUCUUCCUCCCCUUCAAAGCCCUCCUCAACAAACACUACCUCGUCGCCCUCGUCGGCUGGGGUUCCAUCCUCGCUGAAAUUCUAACCGUGUGCGUCUCGUCCUUCUCCGUCGACGGAAAGCGCUUCAUCCCCGGCCACGGUGUAGACGACGAAGACGACGGCAUCGACGACUCGCGCGCCAACACGGACGAAACGUUCCGCAGCUUCUGGAUCUCCUUCUCCCUCGUCAUGGGCAUCCUCUUCGCGCUCGUCUGCAUCGCCUGCCUCGUGUACGUCAAGCGGAGCCACAAGUUCAUGCCCCGGCAGAUCGGCACCAUCGCCUCCGUGCUCGCCUUCAUCCACCAGUCCAAGAUGCUCGUCACGUUUGUCGAUACGGAGAAGUUCAAUAGUUGGCAGAUGACGCGGUAUUUGGAGAAGCAGGGGAAGACGUAUGGUCUCGGCUGGUAUUCGGGGAGGGAUGGUGAUAGUUAUUGUGGGAUUGAUGAGGAGCCGAUACUGGCGAGUUAUAAGUAUGGGGUGGAUUUUAGGGAUGGGAGGUUGUUGCCGAAUCAGGCGGGGUCGUGGCAGUAUUUGGAGGGAUAGUUUGUUGGAUUGAGGGUGAGGUGUGGGAUGCAUUUUGGUGGUCUUGGGAUUUUGCUAGGGUUUCGGAGGAUUUUGUGUUGGUAU